AUGUCAGGUAUCUUUUCCUUCGCGGAUGAAAUCGACGAUACGUCACCUACGUCGACGACGAAUCGUAGUACCACUACAGACAGAAACAAUUCAACUAUAAGUACAUCGUCAAGAAGUUCCUCAUUCACGUCACCAGAAGAUGACACCAUGUCAAUAUCCUCUGAAAUGCCUAUACAAUCAGGUCGUAAGCCCGAUCUACCGUUAUCACAUACAAGCUCGAGCGUUGGGGCGAUUCAGAAAAAACGUAGACGAAUUCCUGUGAACUGUCUGUUUUGUCGACAACGUAAGCAGAAAUGUGAUCGUAAGAUGCCCUGUACCAACUGUGUGCGAAAAAACAACUCCAAUUGUGUGUAUGCUCCCAGUGGGAAGGACGCAGUUGCUCCUAUUGGCGGGACUGGCUCAGGUGCUGGUAUAGGAGGAGAUUCCUAUUCUCCAGAGUCGAUUCAACCUGCUUUGGGUGUUCUAAAUGAGGCUGGUCCCAAGCAGAAUCAAAAGACUGUUUACGAGGAUUUGGCAGAGAAAAUGGGCAUGAAGGCUGCACCCCCAGGUAGCCUUGUGCCUGAUCUUGGUAAAAUGAUGACUAUGGAUAACUUUUUAAGUGACAGACUCCGAAACUCUGCAGUAUCAGCUGCCACUGCCGGUGUAAGUGCUGGUCCCAGUGCCGAAAUGAAGAAACGACUUGAUAAGAUGGAGUCUCUUGUGCUGUCCUUAAUAUUACAAAAAGAAGAGAUGGAGGCUAAUCAACAUAAUGACACUGAUGGAGAGCCAAAUGUCGCCCUACGGAAUGAAGACGAUGUAGAGGAUUUAGGUGAAUCUCUGGGUAUGUUAAAACUAGAUAAAAAGGGUAAAUCCAUUUACCAUGGUGAUACAUACUGGGGUUAUAUGUUUAGUGAGAUCACUGAAAUUCAAGAGGUUCUUCGCCGUAUUAGAGAAGAAUUCGACAAUGCCGAGAUUUUUGGUAAACAACGGUUCGAGUCUCUAUGUCAAGUUACUGAGGGCCAACAAGACACAUCAUCCAUCCCAUUUGGAGGCAUUAAGUUCAAGUCUUCAAGCAGCGAUGUUCUACGGACACUGCCUAGUCGACCUGUAUGCGAAAUGUUAAUUGAUAGAUUCUUUGAAGCUAUAGAGCCCGUGGUCCAUGUUGUUCACAGACCAUCUUUCGAGUAUAGUUUUGAACUAUUUUGGAAAGAGCCAGAGAAUACCGAGCUCUUAUGGGUAUCUCUGCUUCUAGGAAUGCUAACUCUCGCAUUACAGUCAUAUGCUCCUAGUGAAGUACCAGAUAUGUUCAAGGGCAAAGAAGUUGAAUCGUGGACAGCGUGGCUUAAUGCAAUGGAGUUGUGUGGAUUCAUUGGCAAGCUUACAUUCAAACCUUCGUUACUUAAUAUUCGAGUUCUUCUGUUAUGGAUGCUUCUAGAGGCUUAUCAGAGUGAUUGGAACCAUAAAUCCUGGACGUCGAUGGGUGUUUUGGUAAGAGUUGCUCAGUCAAUGGGAAUGCAUAGAGACGCCAGUUGGUUUGUAAUGUCACCGUUCGAAUCCGAGGAGCGAAGAAGGCUAUGGAAAACACUCGAGUACCUGGAUUGUUUUCACUCCAUUGCUCAGGGAUUGCCAUUAGCUAUUCGCAGUCAUGAGAAUGAUGUUCAUGAUCCAAUAAACAUUAAUGAAAAGGAUAUUAUGCCUAUGUACGGCCAUCUUCCUGAACCUUUUGAUGACACGGUGCGCACUGACAGCAGUUUCAGUAUUUAUCGAGGUAGACUGAACGACAUUCGUUGUGAAGCGUUUACAAAGAAUCUCAAGAUCGAGGGCAAAGUCGAUAGUAUGUCUGUGGAAGAGGUAUGGGAGAUUGAUAGACGACUACACAAACUUUAUGAAGGUAUCCCUCUGUUCUUGUCGCGUAGAGCAGACGAGUCAAAUAUUGCUCUUGACGGUGCUGAAAUUGUCAUGCAACGGUUCAUGCUUGAAAUGGACUAUCUUAAGACCAUUGUGGUGCUUCAUCGAUCUUUCUCAUCCAAUGGUUCACGAAAUCAUCGUCACCAACGAAACCGUGAGGAAGCACUCAACGCAUCGGUCACUAUUCUUGAGCGAUACUAUUGGCUCUACACUUCAGUAGAGGCAGAACCUGUGCGAAACAAAUUUUGGCUGCUUGGGUCUGCUCUAACGUUCCCAGCAUUUGUUCACGCCAUUGUUUUUGUAACGGUAUCUCUGAUCAACAAUUACGACAUGCUUUCAUUGAUUGAGCGAACUCGGUAUUUAGAGGCGCUGCGUCGUACUCGUAAUGUGCUUGACUGCGUUGGAACCACUAUCAGUUGCGACUUCAGACAUGCUGCUAUUGCCAAGCUAAUUCUUAGUCAAGUCGAUGAAGUGGCCAAGAUGAACCCUGAGGAUCGUGCCGUCAGACUCAAUAAAACGACUGGCAACAAUCCCCCUUACUUUUUUGGCGAAGGUUCCCUUGGAGCCAAUGCGAACACCCCUCGUAAGUCGGGUAUCAUGAUGGAGCUCGACUCGCGAGAUGCGGAUAUACAUGUUGAUAUUUUGAACAGUAAACACCCCAGUGACUCUUCAAAUUGGUCUCCUAGUAAAGACUACUCUCCAGAGAGUCUCAAUACCUAUAACUCCGGCACUACUUCAUCUGGCACAGCCAACACUAUCUUGUCUUCCAAUUCAUCAAUUAUCAAUCAGAAAGGCGUGGCCGGACAGCAGUCAUCACAACAGCAGCGUAAACCAAUGGUUUCUCAAGUUUCUCAAGUUUCACAAGGUUCACAACCGUUUCAACAAGCCGCUCUUGGCGCUGAUGCCACACAGCAACAACAGGACGGCCCGUCUGCAGCUGAUAUUCUAUCGCCCUCUGCUUUUGGUGAUCCUGCUCUUUUCUCAGAGGCAUUUUUCGGUGAUGCCUACCGUAUGCAACAGAUUGUUGGUUCUGAGGAGUGGGACUAUUUCAUGCAAACAAUGGAGAACUCAGGUGCCACCCCUGGCCCUCAGCCCACUGCUCCAUCUAAUCUCUAA
Sugiyamaella lignohabitans is the source of this 3003-nucleotide messenger RNA. RefSeq names its product Asg1p (gene ASG1). Bases 1 to 3003 code for a protein of 1000 amino acids. Gene Ontology annotation, molecular function: zinc ion binding; DNA binding; DNA-binding transcription factor activity, RNA polymerase II-specific. Lineage: Eukaryota; Fungi; Ascomycota; Dipodascomycetes; Dipodascales; Trichomonascaceae. The transcript has a single exon. Gene Ontology annotation, cellular component: nucleus. The record is from RefSeq and is a predicted model, not a curated record. Gene Ontology annotation, biological process: DNA-templated transcription; regulation of DNA-templated transcription.